Molecule: messenger RNA, 1469 nt
Organism: Notechis scutatus (mainland tiger snake)
Lineage: Eukaryota; Metazoa; Chordata; Lepidosauria; Squamata; Elapidae
Source: RefSeq, a predicted model, not a curated record
GUCAGUUACUUCCUUCCUUCCUGGUAUCAUUUCCAGCAGACGCUUGAAAGCUUCUCAGCUCUUUCUAUGGUGUCUGAUUCUGCUCCCCUCCAGCUGUGAGACUUCGGGUAUGUAAGUUGGAAAUAUUUUCUGGUUCUUCUGGAUUCUUAAGUAUCUUGUCUGGGAAGAGAGCAGAAUGGCCUUGGAAAAUUUGGCCAGAUCUCUUGUGAACAGAAAGACCUGUGGAGAUGCAUCUGUCCAUUAUGGAGCUGUAUUAGAGACCAGAGAGAAGAUGAAGAAACAACAACACCCAGUAGAUGCAGAAUUUAGAAAAGGCCCUCCAGCUGCUCAGCCUUGGAGCUGUGGGAAGAAUGGGGCAAGUCCUAGGUGGAAGAGCCACAAAAAGACAUUCAAUAGUUCAGAGGUCCAAUGUUGUCACUUCAGAAAAGUGCAGUUUCAGGAGGGGAGCCGUCCCCGAGAUGUUUGCACUCAGCUUCACUACUUUUGUCGUCAGUGGCUGCAACCAGAAAAACACACCAAGGCUCAGAUGCUGGACCUGGUGCUCCUGGAACAAUUCCUGGCUGUGCUUCCCCCAGAGAUGGGAAAAUGGGUGCAGGAGUGUGGAGCAGAGACCAGUUCCCAGGCGGUGUCCCUGGCUGAAGGCUUUUUGCUGACUCAGGAGGAGGAAAACAUGCAAGAAGAGUUGCAGAAAUGCAUGGAACCUGCGACUGAGUAUCCCAAGGGGAGGAAAGAUUCAUUCAGAUCCUCUGAAGAGCUGCUCUUCAGGGAGAACUUCCAGGAUGAUCAAAGUCAAGACACUAUGCAAGAGAGUAGAAAGCUGUCCUUGGACUUUUUAGAAUCACCUCUUUCUGAUAGAGCUGAAGGAUUAGCUGAACCGUUACUUCAGGAUAUUGUUACUUUUGAGGAAGUGGCCGUGUAUUUCUCCAAGGAGGAGUGGUCUCAACUGGAUGCCGACCAACAGGAGCUCUACAGAGAAGUCAUGCUGGAGAAUUCCAGGAAUCUCCUUUCUCUGGGCUUUAAUGGACAAGAGAAUAAGAAAUGCAAGGAGGAACGCCAAGCAAUCCAUUCGAAGGGGGCGGAAAGGAAAUUUGUAGAUCAGAUGCAACCAAAAAGUGAUGAAACAAAACAAUCACAAAGUGGAAUUAAAAGAAGUCUUCCUCAUGUCAGUUGGCUUCCUAACCAUACAAUGAUUGAUACAGGAGAAAGACCAUAUGAAUCCAUGGAGUGUGGAAAGAAGUUUAAUAAAUCCGAUCAUCUCAUUUCUCAUAAAAAGUCACAUUCAGAAGAGGAACGAACUACCUGCAGGGAGUGUGGAAAAACGUUCUGUGAUAAGUACUAUCUUAUAAGACAUCAAAGGAUCCACACAGGAGAACGACCGUAUAAAUGCAUGGAGUGUGGAAAGGCCUUUACUCGUAGCAGUCAUCUUAAUACCCACAGGAGGAUCCACACAGGAGAGAAACCAUAUCAAU